Molecule: messenger RNA, 1134 nt
Organism: Clonostachys byssicola
Lineage: Eukaryota; Fungi; Ascomycota; Sordariomycetes; Hypocreales; Bionectriaceae
Source: the annotation of a GenBank genome assembly
AUGUCAGCCAGCUUUGGAAUCCAGCCAAUAGGUCGCUUCGCCGGCGGCAGCCAGCCUGUGAAGAGACCCAAGGAGUUUGCUUGCUUUUCAUAUGAUGAGAACCAUCAGUUUCACCUCGAUGAUUCAUCCAUACAGUAUUACUACCCGCCUACUCUGGGCGCGGACCUGUCCAAGGGUUUUGAGACUUUCCAGAAGCAGGAUGAUUCCAAAGAUGAGCACCUGGAUAGCCUGCUAAAGACUAUCAUCGACCAUGAGCAGAAAGAGGGUAAGAAGAUUGAUGCUAACGUGGUGACGUGGAGAGGAAUGAUUACAAAGAUCAUGGCCACGCCUUUUGAAACGAGGGAUGGCUUUGAAAUGAACGCCACGUUGUAUCAGGCACCCAGCUUCAUUGAGGAGAGCCACAGGCAUAAAAUGGAAUCUAGGGCCAAUGAGAAAGGGCCGGCUAAACGACGAGGUCCUCCUUUAGAAGUUAUGCAAUUCUGGGGCUACAAAUUCGAAACACUAGCAACUCUUCCGAAGACGUGGGCCGAAACCUCGCGCGAUUACAUCGAAGAGCGGGAGAAUCAUGUCGUCAACAACAAGGCUCAGUACUGCUCUGUCGUCCGCACCGGAAUCGGAAAGACGGUGAUGUGUCUCGGCGGUGAAGUCGAUGCCAUCUGGGACUCCAAACCUCUCAUCCAAGGAAGCCCGACAAACUGGGUCGAGCUGAAGACGUCCGCUGAGAUCCGAGGACCCCAGGACAGGGACUACUUCCACCGCAAGCUCAUGAAGUUCUGGAUCCAGUCCUUCCUGCUAGGCGUCCCUAAGAUCAUCGUCGGCUUCCGGACUCGCGAUGGCAUCCUCUCCAGCGUCGACGAGAUUGAGACGCAGAGCAUACCGCAAAUCGUCAACUCCCAGCCGAACCCGUCGUGGAACGCCGACAUGUGUGUCAACUUUGCCGGCAUAUUUUUAGAGUGGUUAACUCAAAAUAUCAAUGACGAGGGGGUGUGGAGGAUAUCUCGAAAACCACAGUCACCCAUCAUUGAGGUGUAUAGGGUGCAGGACACCGGCCAUGGUGACAUUCUCUCCGAAGAAUUCAAGAAUUGGAGGAUCAAGCUGGCUAUGAAACAGCAAGAUGAGCAGAUUGAAGGUUGA